Messenger RNA from Sphaerulina musiva SO2202, 2004 nucleotides. Its product is annotated as Rad9-domain-containing protein. Lineage: Eukaryota; Fungi; Ascomycota; Dothideomycetes; Mycosphaerellales; Mycosphaerellaceae. The transcript has 6 exons. Gene Ontology annotation, biological process: DNA replication checkpoint signaling; DNA repair; cellular response to ionizing radiation. The coding region runs from base 12 to 1406 and encodes 464 amino acids. Gene Ontology annotation, cellular component: checkpoint clamp complex. The record is from RefSeq and is a predicted model, not a curated record.
AGACGUCGAACAUGGCCGUUCUGACCUUUUCACUGUCGCCAGAAGCGACAGGGAGAGUGUUUGAGCUGCUUCAGUGUCUGGCGAAGUUUGGAGAUGCCGUGUCCAUUGAGGCACGCACAGAUCGGUUUACCUUAACCGCACUGAACUCCUCCAGAACCGCAUAUGCUUCGUUCACGCUGGAUGCGAGAGCCUUCUUCAUCGACUAUGACUUUGCGGCGAACAGCCAAGCCAGCGGCGGCGACAGGUUCACCUGCCAGCUCUACAACAAGGCUCUGCAGGCCGUCUUCAAAGGGCGCAGUGGUGACGUGAGGCGCCCGGAGACGAUGAUUGAGCGCUGCGAUUUGAGUAUUCAGGAAGGAGAAGGCAACGCAGAAUGCCGUCUGAUCAUCAAGAUGCUUUCAAAGCAUGGCAUGACGAAAACAUAUCGCUUGACAUAUGAAUCUGUGGAAGUGAUGCACGCACUCUUUGACAAGACCUCAGCUACUCAGGGAUUUCGCAUCUCGUCCCGUACCCUACGAGAGUACACCGAGCACUUUGGCCCAAAGACGGAGCAGCUUGACCUCGUAGCACAGGAGGGCAAGGUUACCUUCACGAGUUUCACAGAGAGGUCCGCCGAUCAGAAAGAGACGCUCAGAGCACCACUUGAGACCGCGGUUGCCAUCCAUACCGAGGACUUUGAGGAUUUCCACAUGCAGGAAGAUCUGCAUAUCGUAAUCAAUGUCAACGACUUCAGGGCUAUUGCUAUCCAUGCCGAGACCUUGAGAGGCUCCGUGACAGCACGCUUCUCCUAUCCAAAUCGACCUCUGCAGUUCGAAUACCAGAAUUUUGGCGUCCAUAGUGAAUUCACCCUAAUGACUACAGGAGACCGACGUGCUGGAUCCUCCGCUCCCAAGCCGAACGCCAAAUACGUAUCAACACGACCAAACGGCACUUCAUCGAGCCGACAGCCCUCGGUAGCUUCGAUGCAAAGCGGGAGUCGUGCUCUUCCUGAGCAGCACUAUCCCUCUCGACCAAAUGCUGGGAAGUCGUUCUCGAGUCAAAGCCAACGUCCUCGACUCGGGCAGCAGGUGCGGCCAACAUCUGGUACUGUGACAGAGGAUGAAGAAGACCCUGAUCCAGAUAGCCUAUUUGUGCCAGAUGGAGGUGCAAAUGAUGAUCAAGUCUGGGACGCCGCUGAUUAUGACAACAACAACGAGGACGAGAUGCUUGGUUGGGAUGCCAGUAAUGACAAUUUCACUGCCAGCAUGCGUCCGACGAUCCGUGAUUUGAGUGGAAGAGGCAUAGCAUCGCAGACUGGCCGAGACACGCAAGACCCUGAGACGACACGGCCUCAGCGCCAAGCAAAUCUAGGCCACGGCAUAGAUCCCACCCAGCGGCUCUCCCAACUUCACGGAAUGUUCGAUUGAACGGUACCUAGGUUCUCAGCCCUCAAGUCGGCAGCUCACUGCGGCUCCAGUGCUUCGGAUGUGAUUACGAAGCUCGUUGCGCAUCCUGCGAAUAUGUUUGUCGCUAGUUGAGACAUGGCUACGGUGUUCCAUCGACCUUUGACAUCGCCGUUGUUGUCAAUGUGCAUACCGCAAUUGCCAUGUUCGCCCCAGCCCCAAGCCAAGACUCUUCCAUCCUGUGUCAGUCCAAGGCAAUGUUCGCUACCAGCAGCUACAGCACUGAGGAGUGGCAGGCCAGGUGGCGACAGCUGGCCAUGAUCGUUUCUCCCCCAUGAUCUGAGCUCACCAGACUCCAUGAGCACGUAGAUGGAGCCCCAAGAGGCGGCAACUUGUUUCCACCCACGCACACUGUCAGGAGCGUUCUUCUUCACUCCGAAACGAUCACUACCAGCCAGACCCAAUAUCAAGAAUUCUCCUGACGAAGCAUCACCAAAUAGACAUGUGAAGUCCUUGCCACAUACAGCAUUGACCACCUUGAAAGGGACAUCCUCAAUCUUUCGAGGCCUCUGCACAUUCUCUGCUGGUCCUCCUAACUGGCCUUUACGUCCUUUGCCCCAUC